Molecule: messenger RNA, 1560 nt
Organism: Loxodonta africana (African savanna elephant)
Lineage: Eukaryota; Metazoa; Chordata; Mammalia; Proboscidea; Elephantidae
Product: class I histocompatibility antigen, Gogo-OKO alpha chain-like
Exons: 8
Coding region: 48-1142 (364 amino acids)
Biological process (GO): positive regulation of T cell mediated cytotoxicity; antigen processing and presentation of endogenous peptide antigen via MHC class I via ER pathway, TAP-independent; antigen processing and presentation of endogenous peptide antigen via MHC class Ib
Cellular component (GO): external side of plasma membrane
Molecular function (GO): peptide antigen binding; signaling receptor binding
Source: RefSeq, a predicted model, not a curated record
GGGGCGGCCCGGACGUAGUUUCUCCCUAGAACCCCAGCACCCGGGUCAUGGCACCCCGGACCCUCCUCCUGCUGCUCUCGGGGGCCCUGGCCCUGACCCAGAUCCGGGCGGGCUCCCACUCCAUGAGGUAUUUUCACACCGCCGUGUCCCGGCCCGGCCUCGGGGAGCCCCGCUUCGUCGCCGUCGGCUACGUGGACGACACGCAGUUCGUGCGGUUCGACAGCGACGCCGCGAACCCGAGGAUGGAGCCGCGGGCGCAGUGGAUGGAGCAGGUGGGGCCUGAGUAUUGGGACCGGAACACACAGAUCUCCAAGGCCAACGCACAGUUUUACAGAAGGAGCCUGCCGACCCUGCGCGGCUACUACAACCAGAGCGACGCCGGGUCUCACACGGUCCAGAGGAUGUCCGGCUGUGAAGUGGGUCCCGAGGGGCGCCUCCUCCGCGGAUACCUUCAGUUUGCCUACGACGGCGCCGAUUAUCUGGCCCUGAACGAGGACCUUCGCUCCUGGACGGCGGCAGACACGGCAGCUCAGAUCUCAAAGGGCAAAUUCGAGAAGGGCGGGACGGCGGAGCAUGCGAGGGCCUACCUGGAGGGCACAUGCCUGCAGUGGCUGGGCAAACACCUGGAGAACGGGAAGGAGACGCUGCAGCGAGUAGACCCCCCAAAGACACACAUGACCCACCACCGCAUCUCUGACCGUGAGGCCACGCUGAGGUGUUGGGCCCUGGGCUUCUACCCGGCGGAGAUCACCCUGACCUGGCAGCGGGAUGGGGAAGACCAGACCCAGGACAUGGAGCUUGUGGAGACCCGGCCUGCAGGAGACGGGACGUUCCAGAAGUGGGCAGCCCUGGUGGUGCCCUCUGGAGAGGAACAGAGAUACACAUGCCGUGUGCAGCAUGAGGGGCUGUCUGAGCCUGUCACCCUGCGAUGGGAACUGUCUUCCCAGGCCAGCACCCCCAUCAUAGGGGUCGUUGCUGGCCUCCUUCUCCUUGGAGCUGUGGUCCUUGGAGUUGUGGUGGCUGGAGCUGUUGUGAUGUGGAGGAAGAAGAACUCAGGUGGGAAAGGAGGGAGCUACACUCAAGCUGCAAGCAGCGACAGUGCCCAGGGCUCUGAUGUGUCUCUCACAGCUUCUAAAGCGUGAGACAGCAGCCAUGUGUGGGACUGAGUGGUACAAGAUUUGUUCAUGCCAAGCUUUGUGAUUCAAGAACCCCGACUUCUCUUUUUGCAACUGGCCUCUGAAUGUGUCUGCGUUCCUAUGAGCAUAAUGUGAGGAUGUGGGGAGACUGCCCACUCCUGCCCCCCAGAUCCCCUUUCUCCACACUGAUCAUGAUUGAUAUUCCCUGUUCCUGCAGAGGUGGGCUGGAAAGUCUCUAUCCCUCACAUAACAUCCUGUCACUGUGAUCUGCAAUAUUUCACUUUUCUGUGGAACAUGAGAAUCUGAGAAUGAAUUUGAUUAUUCAUAUUUUUGCUAUGAGUUGGGGUUGAUGGUUAAUUCAAGGAAAUGAAAAUUCUGAAAAUUGAAGAGAGAAAAUAAAUGCAAACCUGAGAAUGUUCCAGAA